AUGGAGCACAGCCACAUCUUCCCUGUUUUUUCCCCAAAUGGAAGCACCUGGAGCCCAGGGCAGCAUCCUUCUGAGGUUACCCAGGGAUGCCCCCUCGGACCACUGCCUGUCAUCUACUACAGUGUCCUGCUCUGUCUUGGCCUGCCAGCCAACAUCCUGACAGUGGUUAUCCUGUCCCAGCUGGUGCUGCGUCGUCAGAAGUCCUCCUACAACUAUCUCCUGGCUUUGGCAGCUGCUGACAUCUUAGUCCUGUUCCUCAUUGUUUUUGUUGACUUCAUAUUAGAGGAUUUUAUUUUGGCCACACCACUGCCCCCCUCCUUAAACAGUGCCGUGCAGGUCCUGGAGUUCUCAUCCAUCCACACUUCCAUCUGGAUCACCGUGCCUCUAACCAUCGACCGUUACAUCGCCGUUUGCCACCCACUACGUUACCAUACGGUCUCCUACCCGGCCCGUACACGACGAGUGAUAUUUGCGGUGUACAUCGGGUGUUUGCUCUCUGCUGCACCUUACUACUGGUGGCCUGAGCUGUGGCACAGCCUUCCUGGGGUGGGCAGUGGUGGUGGAGGGGAAGGAAGCAGGAGAACCGUGGCCCAGCAUGUCCUGGUGUGGGCCCACUGUGCCACCGUCUACCUCCUCCCUUGCACUGUCUUCUUCUCACUUAAUGCUGUCAUUGUGCGUAAGCUACGCAGACGACGCAGCUGUUUCCGUCUGCGUGGUUAUUCUACUGGCAAGACCACCGCCAUUCUCCUGGCAAUCACCUCCAUCUUUGCUGUGUUGUGGGCACCUCGCACACUUAUGAUCCUCUACCACUUCUACUCCCCUCCUCCAGCCUCACAAGGCGCCGGUCGACUGCUCCACAUGCUAACGGAUUUGGCGAACAUGCUAGCAUUGCUCAACACUGGUGUCAAUUUUUUCCUGUAUUGCUUCAUCAGCAAGCGUUUCCGAGGCAUGGCGGCCAAUGUUCUGCGGGCCCUGGUCCACUGCCGGAAGCAGCCGCCACCAUUCUAUGCCAGCCACAAUUUCUCCAUCACAAGUAGUCCCUGGAUCUCACCGGCCAACUCCCAUUGCAUCAAGAUGUUGGUGUACCAGUAUGACAAAAAUGGAAAACCCAUCUGCAUUUCCUCUUGAGUCUUCAGCCACCAGCAGCUCACCCCACCUUCAACAGUGGGGGAAAUUGUUGAGGUUUUGCCUUCAUGGCAACCAGCUUAACUCACAUGGGAUUCUUUGAGGCUUGAAAAUGUCAUCAUGCCCAGAGAGC
Molecule: messenger RNA, 1258 nt
Organism: Sphaeramia orbicularis (orbiculate cardinalfish)
Lineage: Eukaryota; Metazoa; Chordata; Actinopteri; Kurtiformes; Apogonidae
Gene: gpr139
Product: G protein-coupled receptor 139
Exons: 2
Coding region: 1-1128 (375 amino acids)
Biological process (GO): phospholipase C-activating G protein-coupled receptor signaling pathway
Cellular component (GO): plasma membrane
Molecular function (GO): neuropeptide receptor activity
Source: RefSeq, a predicted model, not a curated record